Molecule: messenger RNA, 1617 nt
Organism: Cuscuta europaea
Lineage: Eukaryota; Viridiplantae; Streptophyta; Magnoliopsida; Solanales; Convolvulaceae
Source: the annotation of a GenBank genome assembly
AUUUUGUCCAAUUUCUCCACCAACAUGCUUCUCUUUGAGCUCCUUCAUCUCAAACUUGUAGAACAUAUUAAUACAUCAAAGAAGCAAAAACGUAGAAGUCAAACAAGCGGAGAACGCAGAGAAAAACUUGGACAAGUUUCUUGCUUUUCUAGGGUGUGUUUAUUCUAAUGAUCGCAGUUUUACUCAAUAAUUACUUCGGCAGUGUUCGGAAAACUAUUGAUGAGUCUAGUGGAAUUCAUGGUAAGCUGGAUAGGGAAAAGUUGGGUCCACCACAAAAGUCUCGCCAGUUCUUGUGGAUCGGAAGUUCUUCAUCUGCGGCGGUUUCGGCUGGUAGCGGUUGCAUAGGAUCCACUAGUCUUGGACCGGUACCGGGCCGAUCGGGCCGUGAACCGGCCCGGCCCGCUACUGUGUGGGCCCGAACCGGACCGGUGUUCAGGUACUGGUUCGGGCCUAGGCCCGGACCGGAGAGUGUGGCGGGACGGUUCCGGGACUAGAUUUUGGUGACCGGGUCGGGUCGGGCCCGGGCGUAACGAUGGAACGUGGUAGAGCUUCGGUAGAUAUGGGUAACCUCAAUCGCAACCGAAAAAAAGGAGAUUGCGAGGAAUCAUCCAAGUUCACGCAAAGGUAAAGGACGGGCCAGGUCUUCUUCUAAAACCCGAGAUGAUUUUGAAACGGAUUACUAACGGAGAGAUGCGGAUUGCGUGUCCGAGGAGCAACUACAACAACUAUUGGAGCAACAACAUGGGCGUUUUUUCCAACAACAAGACAUCCCAAGAACCAUUGACGAAGAAGAGCUCGAGGAUUAGGAUGCGGAGGAGGGCGAUCCGGCGAUGAGGAGGGCGAUCCGGAGACCCACGAAGAGGAGCCUAGUUAAUUUCGCAAAGUGGAAAGACCCAAAAACCGAGAAAUGGUACGCAAUGUUUAGAUUACUAUUAUGCUUCGUUUUUUUUGUCCAUUUCCUAUGUACGAUGAUAAGGCCAUAGACCCUAAACAAGAAUACCAAGAGGUUAGUAAUUUAUUAUUUCAAUUAUUUAAUGAGUUUCAUGCACAAUAUGGUAACGCACCCCCUCCCCGACACGAACAUCUUCAUCUAAAGGAAAAUCAUUUUUUUAAAUCAACAUUUGGCAAUCUUAUGAAAAAAAGUAAAGCAACUCCUGUUGUUGAACAAAGCUCAGUUAACGAGCUUUCUUUAUAUCUAACAUUUCCUGUUGAUUUUGAAGAAGAUGAUGACUUUGACGUUCUAAAGUGGUGGAAGGAUAAAGAAAGAACGUUCCCGAUUUUAUCAAAGAUGGCUAAGCAAGUGCUAUCAAUGUUGGUUUCAACAGUUGCCGUGUAACAAGAAUUUAGUGCGACCGACAACGUUCUAACAGAUUAUAGAAUGAGAUUGAGCGCAAACUCUCUUGAGACGCUUGUUUGCUACCAUGAUUGGUUGAAGGCCCAACAUAGAACUCAAGAACUUAGCAUCACCCUCACUAAACACUUUAUGGAGGAAACAACAACUGACGGUCGCGGAGAUUCCGAUUGAUUAUUUGAUUAUUCUUUAUCACUUUACACUUCAUGUUUUAAUUUUUUACGUAAUUGUGAAAUGUAGACUUGUAGUUCAUAUAUCAAAUAUUA